AUGGCUAUUUUUCAGGCUAUCGAUUAUCAGGAAUUCAAUUAUUAUAAUCAGUAUUAUUGGAAUUAUUGGAAUCAAGUACACGAUUAUCAUUCAGAAUCACCCUCUGAUGAAAGAUGGCUACCUUAUGGACAUCACCAGCCUAAUAAGGCUGAAUACGAGUAUGAUCCUUCCCAAUAUAAUCAUGACGAGUAUCUUAAUGAUCCAUAUCUAGUGAAUAACAACAGGUUUUCAGAGACUACUUAUCCUGCUGUAGAGGAAGAACCGGAUGAAGUAGAUGAUGACAAUGAAGGCGAAGAGGAACCAACAUUUACCCUAAAUGAAGUAUUUCUAGAAUAUUUGAUACAAUCGGAGAAGCGUCGUCAAGAGAGGAAACUAAAAGAGAGACAAAUGGAAAAAGAAGAAGAAGAGAAAAUGAUACUAGGAGUAAAAAUAGAUGAAUCUGCCGAAGAUGCUACUGAUAUUAGAAAGGCAAGAUUAAAUGAAAAGUACGGUGAUAGUGCUAUGGAAAUAGAGCAAUUAGAAACUCAACUUCAACUAUCGUUUAAUACUUAUUCUGAUAAAAAUCAUCCGAUACUAUGGCCCGUUCUGCCCUUAAAUUUACGUUAUACGUCUGAAGAAGUGCAAUGA
Molecule: messenger RNA, 627 nt
Organism: Trichoplax adhaerens
Lineage: Eukaryota; Metazoa; Placozoa; Uniplacotomia; Trichoplacea; Trichoplacidae
Exons: 5
Coding region: 1-627 (208 amino acids)
Biological process (GO): spliceosomal snRNP assembly
Cellular component (GO): SMN complex
Source: RefSeq, a predicted model, not a curated record